UCCAAUAAAUAUCUCCCAGCAUGUUCCUGCAGGCUGCAGCAACCUCAGUACCUCACCGCACUCAUCCUCCUGACUUCUUGUUCACUUCCAAGUCAGUGUAGAGGCUUUCUGCGCAACAGAGGGACAGAGAAACAGAGAGAGAAAUGGGGAGCAGGCAGCACCUCUGCUGCCUGUCGACCCUGCUCCUGCUCCUCCUCCUGGGGCUCGCAUCCGGACAGGUCCUGUUCCAGGCGUUCAACUGGGAGUCGUGGAAGCAGAGCGGCGGGUGGUACAACCUCCUGAUGGGGAAGGUCGACGACAUCGCCGCCGCCGGCGUCACGCACGUCUGGCUGCCGCCGCCGUCGCACUCCGUCUCCGCCCAAGGUUACAUGCCUGGUCGUCUGUACGACCUGGACGCGUCCAAGUACGGGACGGCGGCGGAACUCAGGUCCCUGAUCGCCGCGUUCCACGGCAAGGGCGUCCAGGCGGUGGCGGACAUCGUCAUCAACCACCGGUGCGCGGACUACAAGGACCCCCGCGGCAUCUACUGCAUCUUCGAGGGCGGCGCGCCCGACGGCCGCCUGGACUGGGGCCCCCACAUGAUCUGCCGCGACGACGCCCAGUACUCGGACGGCACGGGCAACCUCGACACCGGCGCCGGCUUCGCCGCGGCGCCGGACAUCGACCACCUCAACGGCCGCGUCCGGCGCGAGCUCACCGAGUGGCUGCUCUGGCUCAAGUCGGACGACAUCGGCUUCGACGCCUGGCGCCUCGACUUCGCUAGGGGGUACUCCGCCGCGGUCGCCGGGGCAUACAUCAACGGCACGGCCCCGAGCUUCGCCGUCGCCGAGAUCUGGGACACCAUGGCGUACGGCUGGGACGGUAAGCUGGAGUACGACCAGGACGCGCACCGGCAGGCGCUGGUGGACUGGGUGGACGAGGCGGGCGGGGCGGCGUCGCCGGCGGCGGUGUUCGACUUCACCACCAAGGGGAUCCUGAACGCCGCCGUGGAGGGCGAGCUGUGGCGGCUCAUCGACCCGCAGGGGAAGGCGCCCGGCGUGAUCGGGUGGUGGCCGGCGAAGGCCGUCACGUUCGUCGACAACCACGACACCGGCUCCACGCAGGCGAUGUGGCCGUUCCCCGCCGACAAGGUCAUGCAAGGCUACGCCUACAUACUCACACACCCGGGCAACCCAUGCAUUUUCUACGACCAUUUCUUCGACUGGGGGUUCAAGGACGAGAUCACGGCGCUAGUGGCGGUGCGGAAGCGCAACGGCAUCACGCCGGCGAGUGAGCUGACGAUCCUCGAGUACGACGGCGAUGCCUACUUGGCGGAGGUCGACGGCAAGGUGAUCGUGAAGAUCGGCUCCAGGUACGAUGUCAGCGCGCUCAUCCCCGCGGGGUACCAGGUCGUUGCGCACGGCAACGACUACGCCGUCUGGGAGAAAGGCGCCGGCGAAGAAGUGACUCAAGCGUAAUCUCAAUGUGAUUCUAAAUUGUAAUACGAUUUGUGUUCUCUACUCCAUGGAAUUUUUGCGAAGCCCAACGUUUUCGAUGGUAAAAAUCCAAAGUUCUCUGAAUAUGGUAUACAUGCAAUUUACACUAUA
Molecule: messenger RNA, 1586 nt
Organism: Panicum hallii
Lineage: Eukaryota; Viridiplantae; Streptophyta; Magnoliopsida; Poales; Poaceae
Product: alpha-amylase type A isozyme-like
Exons: 4
Coding region: 144-1457 (437 amino acids)
Biological process (GO): carbohydrate metabolic process
Molecular function (GO): alpha-amylase activity; calcium ion binding
Source: RefSeq, a predicted model, not a curated record